UGAGACAUAAUAAUUAAUUAAUUAGCAUUUUUUAGUGUUGUUUUUCAAGAAUUUAUGUCCGUACGAUAUGAAAACACCAGAAAACACAUUUUUUCUCUGGACGCAACGUUCAUGGUUGAACUCGAUUCUUUUUCAACUCGCCACAGGUGGAAACGCCGCCAUUUUUGUUGAUGGUCAACAAUAACCUAAAGAAAUUCGACAACGUUUAAUACGUUAAAUAAAUAAACAAUGCUAACAAUUGUUACUUGUAAUCACUAAUAUUUUAAAAAUGGUGGUGUAUGGGGUUUAUAUUGUGUCAAAAUCUGGAGGAUUAAUAUUCAAUUAUGAUCAUAAUGUUCCAAAAAUAGAACAUGAACGAACUUUUACUUAUCCUUUGGAUAUUAAAUUAAUUAAUGAAAAUAAGAAGAUUGUUGUAUCUUUUGGACAACGGGAUGGCAUCAAUGUUGGACAUGUUUUGAUGUCAGUCAACGGAAACCCAGUGGUUGGAAAGGAGUUGGAAGACGGCACAGAUGUUCUAGAGUACCUGAAUAAACCACAAAAUUUCCCAGUGACAUUAAAAUUCGGUCGAGCAAAGAUGACAACAAAUGAAAAAAUAUUCCUCGCUUCAAUGUUCUAUCCUUUGUUUGCAAUUGCCAGUCAACUGAGUCCUGAACCAAGAUGUUCUGGUAUAGAAGUGUUAGAAGCUGAUACCUUUAGACUUUAUUGUUUUCAAACAUUAACAGGAGUUAAGUUUAUGAUCGUAGCUGAACCUUCACAAGCUGGGAUGGACAUUCUAACCAAACGUGUGUAUGAACUUUAUGCUGAUUAUGCUCUAAAAAAUCCAUUCUACUCACUGGAUAUGCCAAUAAGGUGUGAAUUGUUCGACACUCAUCUAGUGAAUUUAUUAGAAACUGUUGAAAAAUCGGGUAUAAGCAAUGUAUAAUGCAAUUAUUAUAUUUUAUUAUUACAUAAUUAA
Chelonus insularis is the source of this 955-nucleotide messenger RNA. RefSeq names its product trafficking protein particle complex subunit 4-like protein Trs23 (gene Trs23). The coding region runs from base 269 to 922 and encodes 217 amino acids. Gene Ontology annotation, cellular component: TRAPP complex. Lineage: Eukaryota; Metazoa; Arthropoda; Insecta; Hymenoptera; Braconidae. The record is from RefSeq and is a predicted model, not a curated record. Gene Ontology annotation, biological process: endoplasmic reticulum to Golgi vesicle-mediated transport. The transcript has 2 exons.